This is a messenger RNA of Epinephelus moara (kelp grouper), 1821 nucleotides long. RefSeq names its product zinc-binding protein A33-like. The coding region runs from base 148 to 1683 and encodes 511 amino acids. Gene Ontology annotation, molecular function: protein binding. The transcript has 8 exons. The record is from RefSeq and is a predicted model, not a curated record. Lineage: Eukaryota; Metazoa; Chordata; Actinopteri; Perciformes; Serranidae.
CCCAACACUACACCCGCGAGGAAGAGAAACACCUCCUGAUAGUAAAACAUUUGUGAAAUAUUGGAUCAACGCAAGUCAGUUCACGGCUCCAGAGACGAUCCUCAGCUGAUAGUUGGUGACAUCCUGUGAACUUGCUAAAAGUUGAAAAUGACUCCCUCUAAACAAAUCAAAAAACUGCUGAAAAAUCAUCUGGACAUACUGACUGAUGAGGAGCUGAGGGAAUUUCAGUGGCAUUUGGCCGACAAUGAAACAGAGGGACAUGAAGCCAUCUUGAGGUCCAAGCUACAGAAGGGUACCAGAGAGAAUACUGUGGAUAGACUGGUGCAGGUUUACGGGAUAGACAGUGCUGUGGACGCUACAGUGGGCAUUUUCUUUGAUAUGAAACAAAAUGACCUUGCAAGAAGGUUAACUCAAGCCAUAAUAGAAGCAAACGAGAAACAGCAACCGAAUGAGCCAUCCACCUCCACUGUUAGAGAGAUGCAGAGAGAUGCAAAUUCAACUAUCACUAAGGAUCUUUCUUGUCCAACGAACCAUAAACCAUCAAUAAAUUCUACUCCGAAGAGUUUGAGUGUAUCCAAUGGAGGGGGGAAUUAUUUUGAUCCAUCAGCAGGACACAGCAAUGAUUUAAAGUCAAAUCAGUUACAGACUCCUUCCAGGACCAUCAGACUGAAGCGGGAAGCUUUUGAAAAGGUCAAACAGUUUUGUGAUUCAUCCGUUGAGUACAUUAAGAGACAGAGACAUGACACAGAGCAGAAGAUGAGGGACGACUGUGAGAAGCUUCGUCAUUUUCUCAAGACGGAAGAAGAAACCAGAAUAGCAGCAUUAGAAGAAGAAGAGAGUCAGAAGAUUCGUAUGAUGCAGAAGAUCACAGAGAUCAGCAGAGACACAGUCUCACUCUCUGACACUGUGAAAGAAAUGGAAGACUUGGGGGCUGAUGACUCGUUCAUACAGAACUUCAAGACUGAAAUGGAAAGAGCUCAGAACGCACUGCCAGAUCCACAGCUACUUCCACAAGCACUGAUAGAUGUGUCUGAACAUGUGGAAAACCUUCAGUUCAGAGUUUUGGAGACGAUGCUGAGCACCGUAAAACACACCCCUGUGGUUCUGGACCCCAACACUGCAUCUCCAUGGCUCUCUCUGUCUGAUGAUCUGACCAAAGUGAUAGUCACUGACACCUGUCAGGAGCGUCCAGGAAACCUAGAGUGCAACUCAAGUUAUCCACACGUUCUGGGCUGGGAGGGCUUUGACUCAGGAAAACACUGCUGGGAGAUGGUGGUAGGAAAUCAAACCAAAUGGAGACUGGGAGUCACCGAGAGGGCCAAAGACAGGAGGGAUGAUGAGAUGUGUUCAACUCCACAAAAUGGACUCUAUGUUAUUAUGAAAAGCAAGAGAGGGUAUACAGACGUCAAGGGCAAACUCCUAACAUCAGCAACGAGAUCCAACAAGAUCAGAAUAGAACUCGACUACGAAAAGGGUACAGUGUCAUUUUAUGAUGCUGAUAACAACACACUAAUACUGACCUAUGAGGAGACAUUUACUCAGAGGCUGUACCCAUAUUUUGCUUUUGUUAACACUGAUGAUGACGACAAUGAUGAGGAGGUAAAAAGAAAGAGGAAGAAAGUGGACAGUAGUGGAGGCUCUAUACAGAUCUGUGAGUCAAAGGUUUCUCUCACAGUGACAUAGUUGCAGAAAGUAGCUGCUUCAGAUUCAGAUACAGUUUGCCAUUUAUACCUUCAUUACAACUAGUCUGCUCUAGUUCUAGUUCUGGAGCUUCAGCUAUCUUGUUGCAACACACUGCCUCAUACCACUACAAGCAAAUUG